Conger conger (European conger) is the source of this 2268-nucleotide messenger RNA. It is a transcript of the gene scg2a, whose product is annotated as secretogranin II a. The record is from RefSeq and is a predicted model, not a curated record. Gene Ontology annotation, cellular component: secretory granule. NCBI's taxonomy places the organism in Eukaryota, Metazoa, Chordata, Actinopteri, Anguilliformes, Congridae. The transcript has 2 exons. Bases 134 to 1849 code for a protein of 571 amino acids.
GUCAGGUGGCGCUUCAUAUAACCGCUGGGAUGUGACCGGAUGCUGAGGAGAGUAGGCUACGUGUUCGCUGCUUCACUAUAAGGGAGAUGCCAUACACCCACGAUUCUGAUCUCAACUAGUUAGCCUACAGAGGAUGUGGUCCCUUCUGAAGCCCUGUUUUGCUGCGUGGCUGGUCCUGCUCGGCUGUGUGCUGCGUGGCUGUGUGGUUUGGGCGGUGGGCCUACAGAACCCGGCCGUGCCUGGCGCUGAGAUAGCGAAGGCACUGCAGUACAUCGAGGGUUUGCAGCAGCGCGGCAACGUGCCCGACUACGAUGAGGAAGAGGAGGAGCUUCGCUCGAGGUGGGGGCUACAGGCGGGGGAGCAGGGUGGGGGGGGGCGGGCAUCCCCGCAGCUGCUCAAAACUCUGCUGACAUCACUGCAGAGGGAGGACCCCAAACCCGCCGCUGCCGCGGCCCCCAAAAACAGGGACGCAACCUUCGAAGCAGGGGAUUAUGGCCGAUAUCCCGUUCCCAAGCACAGCAAGCCGCACAAGCACCACCCGCUGAUGUUCGAGGACUCGGACGAGGACUCGCGGGAUAGCCCCUACAAGCGCACCAAUGAGAACGCAGAACCACAGUACACCCCCCAAAGCCUGGCCACCCUGCAGUCCGUCUUCCAGGACCUGGGGAAACUGUCCAACACCAAGGACUACAAGCGCCAGAGCCGUGGGGAGGACGACGACCUUUACCCCCUCAGUGACCUGGCAUAUGAGGACGUGGUGGGGGGAGGGGGCUGGACUCCCGUGGAGGAGAAGGUGGAGACAGAGGAGGAGAUCAAAGACAGCCGAGAGGAAUUCGACAGGGGUUUGGACAACAGCGAUGAAGCUGAGGAUGAGGAUGAUGAGGAUGAUGAUGAUGAUGAUGAUGAGGAGGAAAAUUAUGUGAAGCGAUCCAGUCAGCCACCCAAGUUCAGGGGGAAGGACGACCCAGAAGACUUCACCAAAAUGGUGGAUUACUACCUGCUGAAGAUCCUGGAGAGGACGGAGGAGUCGGAGCAGAAGAGAGGGGCAGAGGAGGAGAGGCGCUCAGCCCGGCCCUCCUACGCCCUGGACCCCCAGGCCCUGUACCAGCUGAUCCAGAUCUCCCAGAACCUCCGGGGUCCUCCAGAGGACCUCAUCCAGGCACUGAGGAACAGGGAGCUGAAGAAGCUGAAGAAGGUUCUGGUGCCGCAGGAGGAAGCGGACGACCUGGAGCGAGUGGAGGGGAAGCUGAUGCAAAUCUCGACGUACAACAAAGACAGGGGACCCGUCACCAAACACUACAUCUGGAGGGGGCCUGGGGCGGGGCCUGUGGGACUCGCAAACAAACUCAAGAUCCUGAAUCUGCUUGGGAUGGAAACUAGGGGUCGUCAGAGACCGAAACCACUCGAGCAGCAAUGGAAACCCAAAAACACACAAACACGGUAUUACGCCCCGAGUGGGAGACGAGGGUAUGGCGUUUCUGAUAAAAGAGAAGGCGUCUAUGAUGACACGGUUGAUGAGGAUAAGAUAGUCACGUACCUUGCAGCAAAGAUGCUGGCUCAGUACCCCAAAGUGAUGAAGAAAGCUGACCUGAAGCAUGUCUCCCAGCCAGCGCCCCAGGACGAGGCCCUGGGGACCGUGGAGCAGGCAGUGCUGGAUUACUUUGACCAGCUCGCCAGUGAAAAAGGCUCCCUGCCCAAACCACACCCUGCCCCGGACGGGAUGGGGAACUCGCCACAGACGCAGAGCUUGGAUGAUGAAACGCUGCUAAAAAUGUUGGAGUAUCUCAACCCUGAGUCCAGUGAAAACCAGGAGAGGGACCUUUACGGAAAAAACAUUGGCGGAAUGUAGGGGGGGCGGGACUGGUGAUGUAUAUCAUUUGACAAACAAAAAUGAAAAAAACCCCAAAAAAACAAAUGUGGAAAAAAGGAAUGCAACAGAGUCUAGUCAAAAUACUUUAGCUCUUCAUAUAGCUGAAUUCAGCCUACCAUUUGAGUGUAAUCUGGCGUUCUGGGGAGUUUAUUUGUUGUGGUUUCUGAAUUUGUGGUAUAGUAAAUGUUUAAUACUUACAGCCGUACCUUUAACUCAGUAUAUGAACAGAGCCGCACCGGCUAUAAACCUGAACGCACAAAGCCAAAUCAGUGUUGGAUAUUUCUGGUCUUGUGUUUUUCUUAAGAUGACACUUGGUGAGUGUAUUGCAUAAUGUGUAAAGUAUAUGAGUUAUAUUAUAAAAGUAAAUGAGUUGUAUAUUAAUAAAGCAUCAACUGGUA